GAUGAGCAUAGCUGUUGGAUUAAGUGCAUGUGCACUUUCAUCAGUUCUUUUUGGAUCCAUGUUUGUUCCUGUGAAGAAAUGUCAUUCGGGAAAUGGAAUUUUCGUGCAAUGGAUCAUGUCCACAGCUAUUCUUCUGGUUGGAAUCGUAGUUUAUUCAACACAAGGAUUUCCAGAAUUCGAGCCACUUGCAAUGCUUGGUGGCAUGUUCUGGGCUCUCGGAAAUGCGACGGCAGUUCCUAUUAUGAAUACAAUUGGAAUUGGAAUGGGAAUGUUGGUCUGGGGAACUACGAAUUGUGUAGCUGGAUGGGCUGCUGGAAGAUUUGGACUUUUUGGGAUAAAUUCUACAGUACCCGAGUACCCAUUUCUUAACUAUUUUGGAUUGGUUCUUGUGGUUUUUGGUGGAUUUCUUUUUUCCCAAAUCCGUCCAAACGAGCCUCAGACCGCGUCAGAAAGAAGUCCUCUGAUGGUGGCACCGGAUGAUGAUUUGACUGAUGACGUAGCUCCAGAUGAUAGUGAUAUAGUGGUGCCACGUGGCGGAGCAGUGCCAACAAGAGCUCAUCGCAAUCAAAAGAGGCUUCUCGCAAUUAUCACUUCUCUAGUUGCCGGAGUCUUCUAUGGAUUCACUUUUGUACCGGUCAUCUAUAUCCAAGAUCAUCCCGAAAUUUACCCUACCGCCCCGAAAACCGGACUCGGAUAUGUUUUCUCUCACUAUAUUGGAAUUUUCUGCACCGCAUCGGCACUUAUGAUUGGUUACGUUAUUUAUUCCAGAAAUAAUCCAUUUGCUUCAUCCCGAUUAGUUGGACCAUCAAUGACAGCUGGAUCAAUGUGGGGAAUCGCCCAAGCAUCUUGGUUUGUGGCAAAUGACAAUUUAUCACAAGCCGUAUCAUUUCCAAUUAUCUCAAUGGUUCCCGGAGUUAUUGCUGCACUAUGGAGUGUGUUCUACUUCCGUGACAUUUCCGGAUCCCGAAAUCUCCGUCUUCUAUCUAUUGCUGUCGCCAUCACGUUGAUUGGAGCGAUUUGUGUGGGAGUUUCCAAAUAAUUUGUAUUCUUGUAAAAUGGGUUCUUGAAUAUAUGUGUAUUAUAAUAUUAUAUACAAACAUUUUGUACAAAAACAUUUGAAGAGAUUGUGAUAUUUUGAACAGAAAUGAAUAGUUUAUCUC
Messenger RNA from Caenorhabditis elegans, 1160 nucleotides. It is a transcript of the gene R144.6, whose product is annotated as Transmembrane protein 144 homolog. Gene Ontology annotation, cellular component: membrane. NCBI's taxonomy places the organism in Eukaryota, Metazoa, Nematoda, Chromadorea, Rhabditida, Rhabditidae. The record is from RefSeq and is marked reviewed. The coding region runs from base 2 to 1039 and encodes 345 amino acids. Gene Ontology annotation, molecular function: carbohydrate transmembrane transporter activity. Gene Ontology annotation, biological process: carbohydrate transmembrane transport. The transcript is spliced from 7 exons.